ACCGGAUCCCUGGCUUCUCAAUUCUUGCUCUGCCUGCAUCUCCACCUUCUUUCUCCUCUCCUCUCUGCGGACUAGCACAAGUACAGACUCGGACUCCACCCCCUAGCGACGAGCUGGCGACUUGAUCCAUGGCUCCGCUUCAGCCCUCCAAUCUAUGAAAGCGCUAGCCAUACAGCUCUCGAACCCGAAUGACGGUAGUGCUACCUCGCACCCACACCGGCCCACGACCAGGAUCGGGACAAGGCAUCAGGUCCCGUCCAAAGCACAAGCACAAGCAGCGCGUGGCUCAGCGACAAGAUACCCAAGUCCCAACACCUGGGGCUGCUAAAAACCCAGCCUUGGGGCGCUAGGGAGGGGAAAAAAAACAGAGUUGAGCAGAUGGGGAGAAGGCAAACCGUCUUGUAGCGAUAACACACUUGUGGGCAGCUUGCGCCAAACAGAUUGCUCAGAGCGACGCCAACGACGACGCCGGCCGGAACCACAGGGAAACCUUAUUGACUGUGUAUUGAGGGAAUCUCGGGACGCCAAAAGUACAUCCAUCAAAAAGCAGCCGCAGUCCCCCCUUCGGCUCACUCCGAGCCCUUUCAUCUGGUCUUUUUUCCCCAUCAGCUUGCGUGCAGCUCGACGACCCAACUCAAACGCGGCAUCCUUGUCUGCAAAAACUCAACUCUCAACACGAAAAAAAGAGUAAAAGACACAAAGGUUGAAAAAAAAUUCCAAUAAAAAAAAAAG
This is a messenger RNA of Trichoderma harzianum CBS 226.95, 732 nucleotides long. RefSeq lists its product as hypothetical. The transcript has a single exon. The record is from RefSeq and is a predicted model, not a curated record. The coding region runs from base 155 to 328 and encodes 57 amino acids. Lineage: Eukaryota; Fungi; Ascomycota; Sordariomycetes; Hypocreales; Hypocreaceae.